Arachis stenosperma is the source of this 1546-nucleotide messenger RNA. RefSeq names its product inositol-tetrakisphosphate 1-kinase 2-like. Gene Ontology annotation, cellular component: cytoplasm. Bases 61 to 1008 code for a protein of 315 amino acids. Lineage: Eukaryota; Viridiplantae; Streptophyta; Magnoliopsida; Fabales; Fabaceae. Gene Ontology annotation, molecular function: inositol-3,4,5,6-tetrakisphosphate 1-kinase activity; ATP binding; magnesium ion binding. The record is from RefSeq and is a predicted model, not a curated record. Gene Ontology annotation, biological process: inositol trisphosphate metabolic process. The transcript has a single exon.
UCCUCUUGGCAAAAACGAAACAAUCAUUUGCAAUUUUGUAUCACCACAUUCCGCAGGCACAUGUCUGAAAUAGGUGGUCAAAGUCCCAGCAGGUAUCGAGUAGUGUUCGCCCUCGAACCCAAGAAAGUGCAGAGCUUCCUCCAAAACUCCCUAAUUGACCAUGCCAAAAAUCACGCCAUUGAACUCAUACCAAUCGACCUCACCACAGCCAUACACCAACAACUCCCAUUCCACUCCAUCAUCCACAAACUGCACUCCCCUCAAUGGACCCAACAACUCCGCCACUUCUCCCUUCACAACCCCUCCAUCCCAAUCAUCGACCCACCCGACGCAGUAGAUCGCCUACACGACCGAGUCACAAUGCUCGACUCGGUCCCCAAACUCUCCCUCCAAAACGACGUCGUUUCUGUUUCCGUCCCCAAACAAGCCGUCGCAAACGACGAGAGAACCGCCAUCGAGGGACUUGAUUCGGUGAACCUGCGGUUCCCGGUGAUAGCGAAGCCCUUGGCAGCCGACGGGAGCGCGAGUUCCCAUAAUCUAUGCUUGGUCUUUGACCGUGAAGGGUUGAAAUCCCUAAAUUACCCUGUGGUGGUGCAAGAGUUCGUGAACCACGGUGGCGCGGUUUUCAAGAUCUACGUUGCGGGGAGGCACGUGACUUGCGUGAGGAGGAUGUCGUUGGCGGAUAUAACGGAGGAAGAGAUUAAGAAUCUGAAGGGGGCGGUGCCAUUCUCUCAGGUGUCAAACGUGAAGGGGUCACGUGAGCAGGAGGAGGAAGGGGAUGGUGUUGAAAUGCCUCCUGAGGGGUUGGUGAGUGAGUUGGGAAGGGGGUUGAGGGAGGCUUUGGGGCUUAACCUCUUCAACGUUGAUGUGAUUAGAGAUGUCAAUGACGAGAAAAGGUACCUCGUUAUUGAUAUCAAUUACUUUCCUGGCUAUGCUAAGUUGCCAUGUUAUGAGACAUUUUUCACCAAUUUCUUGUUGGAUGUUGUACAUGGCAAAAACACCGUCUAGGUGCUGCUAGCAGCAGAUGUUGUUAGCACUCUUGUCUAAUCAUUUUCUUUAAAAGCCUAAUUGGGCUCCUUUAGUGUUUUCUUUUCUCUGUUUUUUCGAGAAUAAUAACGUUGUCUCUACUUACAAAAUCCCCAUUUUCUCUGUUUCCCACCUUGUGGACAAAUAUAAAAUCAUUUCCGACUGGAGAAGGAAAAAAAAAAAGAAGACUUGGAAUAGUAAUAAUUUGAUUAUAAGUGUAUUUCUGUACAUCUUGGUGCUUAUCUUCAAUGGCGUCUGUCUUGAUAACGUGAUCAAAUCAGAGCUGCCAUUGGAAUCCGAUUCUGUGAUGAUGCAUGCACUUUAAUUGGAAGCUUUAUUUUACAAUGAAUCGACAAUCAACAUUAAGUUUUGUUCGAUUACAACUAAAAAGGAGCACAAAUGAAAUUCAAUGCCAUGUCUGGGUUCACUUUUAUUCUUCAGUCUCGUCCCUAUGCAUUCGCCCUUCACCCAACCACUUAAGUGUUAUUGGCUUAUUGCUAAUAAAUUUACUUACUGAAAU